UCACUAUUGUUUGUCUGGCGAGGACUUGCAAACUUUUCAGUGGUUUUCAUUUUCAGUACCGUUACUCAUUUUCAAUGUAUGGCAUACAAUUGCCACUGCUCUCAAUGCACUUUUCAAGCAUUUAAAAGUAAAUUCAAUAAAACACACCCAACAACGUAUAUUGGGCUCUGUGAAAUUAAAUUUUUGUCUUCAUAUGUGAUAAAAAAUUUUAUAUGUUUAAAAUUUCAAAAUAAUUGAAAUUAUUUCACAUAUAUGUGUAAAUUUUUCGAUAUAUAUAUAUAUAUAUAUAUAUAUAUACAUACACAUAUUCUUUGUAACAUCUGUGCAACAAAUUAAAAAAAUCUACAAAAUAUUUUUCUACCAGGAAAUAAUAUAUUGAGACAAAAUGGAGCAAGAAUUUCCAGGACAGCAUACAACAUCGACAACAGUAACAACAACUUCAUCUCCAACAAGCAUUCGCUUUGAUAAAUCAUAUUUAAGAACAUUGCCAGGAAUGCUAAAAGCCGCACAAGCGAUUUUAAACCUAUUGGGAUUCAUUUGCAUUUCGGUGGCAGCCGGGAGUUACAGUAGUAGUGGAAAUUAUUUUAAUACAGUAGCAAUGAUUGGAUUUUGGAUUACUGUCACAUUAUUGGCCCUUUAUCUAUUUCACGUGGUUGAAAAAUUCAACAUAAUUCCCUGGCUUAAAAUUGAAAUGUACUUUUGCGGUGCUUUGAGUAUUUUUUACUUUGCGGCCGCUUGUGUUGCUGCUACUAAUGUUAGCAUUGAUCCAAGCUAUGGAGCUGGAGCGUUUUUCGGUUUUUGCGCUACUGCAGCUUAUAUCUAUGAUGCUUGGAUGAAAUUCAAUGGAGUUAGAAGUGGAGCUUGUGCACAAGGCCAGCAUCCAUCUUCGAAACCUGUCUCAACAGUUACGAGUCCAGCUUACUAAUUUAAGAGUAUCAACUCAAUUUUUGAAAUUAAAAAUUUAAUUCAUAGCUGUUACUUAAAAGUCAAGUUCGCGGUAACUUAUAACGCUAUACAUUAUUUUCAAUUUCUACCUCUACAUAUAUAUAUAUAUACAAAUGAAUUGAUGACAAAAGGUUGCAAAUUGUCAGCUGAUUGUAAUACCAUCUACUGGCACUCAAUUUUAAUAAAUCUAGUUUACUUUAUAAUAGGCACAAUGUACAAUACCAAUAUUGUACCAGUUCGUGUCUCGCUUAUACGAUAUUUUGUAUUAUAAAAUUUCAAUUCAAAAAAAUGCUAAACAUCAAGAAAAAAGACUGAACUAUCGAUAAUGAUGUUCUAUAUUGUAGUCUUGAGGAAAAAAAUUUACGACAUAUUUAUCUAUAAAGAACCAAUAUCUUCACCUCAAUAUCAUAUAUACGUAUCUAAACCAAAAACCUUUACACAAUUCUUAAAAUAUUCGACUUUCUAUAUUCUACUCAAAGAAAAUUUAUUUACAUCCAACUGUGUUAAAUUGAAAUUAUUUCAUAUCUAUUUAAAAUAUUUGGAUAAUAGUUCACUAUUCAAUACAGAUUUAUUCAUUCAAUAAAUUUACAUUGAAAAAUAAUUGCAUACAUACUAUUGAACAACAAACAUAUUAAUUAAAUACAAAUUAAUCACUAUAUAAAUUUGAAUAAGUAAAAGUUUUAACAAAUUUGAAUUAUUGAUCCAACUUUUGCUCUUAAAUUAGUUCCAUUUUACAAAUUCAAAAGAAAAAGUGAGUCACUAAUUCAAAUUUUUACUAAUUCAGAUUUAGAGCAAUGAAUAAUUAUUUUAAAAAAGUUUAUUAAUCAAUAAAUAAAUAAUCUUGAAACAUAAUUAUAUGGAAAAAAUAUUUAACGACCGUUAUGUCACUCGUUAUUAAAAAAUGUUAAAUAUUUUAAUGCAAUUUUUAAAAGUUUAUUGCAUCCUGAAGACUGAUAAGAUGGCUUGAGCAAUUUUUUUUAUUGAAAAUAGUUUGUUUAAAGGAAUUGAAGCUUCACAAAGUAUAACUGUAUUAUUUAAUUUAAAAAGAAAUAUUAUUGUAUGUUUGAUAAAUGAAAUCAUAAACAUGCAUCAUACAAAACACUUUCAAUUGCAACGACAUCGAAUUUUUCUAAUUUUCCUACUUUUAAUUACUCAUAUUUAUCAGAUAUAUUGGAUGAAUUUAUACAAUAUAUAAUUCAUUUUGUUCCAAAAAAUCGCAAAUCAACGAAAAAUGCAUGAAUUAUUGUUUUAAGGUACAAUUACUUAUAUAACGAUUACAAAUAUAUGUUAAAAACUAAAAUUGCA
Molecule: messenger RNA, 2250 nt
Organism: Leptopilina boulardi
Lineage: Eukaryota; Metazoa; Arthropoda; Insecta; Hymenoptera; Figitidae
Product: CKLF-like MARVEL transmembrane domain-containing protein 8
Exons: 5
Coding region: 386-925 (179 amino acids)
Cellular component (GO): membrane
Source: RefSeq, a predicted model, not a curated record